GUCGAAUAUAAACAAAUCGGAAGAUAAAUUUUUGUGUUUAUGUUUUUAUGUAAAACAAAAAGAAGCUAAGAAAUUACUGUGUAUUACGCUGAGGAGAGAAAUAAAUACAACAUGUUCAUUUCAAGCUUUGACAUGAAACAAAUUGAAAAUGAAGCUGCACUUACAGCAGCUAAGCAUGUGGCUAACAUGUUACAAAGACCAGAUCAGUUAGAAAAUAUAGAUAAAUACAUCAAUCGAGAACUGCGUAAAAAAGCUGCUGUAGAUGGAGUGCUUAAAACUGCUAUGCAAACUCAGUUAGAUGGUGUGCAAACUGGAUUGAAGCAACUAGAGGCUGCAUUGACUGAAAUCAAAGAAAUUAAUACAGAUGUCGAAGAAAUUCAAGACGCUUUAAAGCUGGUUCCAAACUUGGUGGAAAGUAUGUAUGCUCUUAAAAUUGAAAGCAAGGAACAUAGUCAGUGUUCUGCUGCAUUAGAAAAUUUGGAACAUAUAUUGAACAUUCCGAAGAGUGUGAAAGAUGCUUUAGACCUUAUAAAUGAAGGAAAAUUAUUAGCAGCUCAUCAGUGUUUAGCUAUUUUGGAGCAUUCCAGGGAUGAUCUCUUGUUUGAAAUGCAUAAGCUGGCAAAUCAAAGUCCUACGGAUCAAAAUAUGUUGAAACAUUAUUUUUCGGAUGUGGAAAAAUUAUCAGAAGAAGUUAGUAAGCAACUUUGGUUAAUUUUGUGCCGAACUCUCAACUCGGUCAGGAAGGAGCCAAAAAUCAUUGUAAGUGCUUUGCGAAUAAUCGAACGGGAAGAAAGUGAAGAUGCUAAUGCUAUAUCAUGGCAUAAAAGAACGGGUUACAUGCCAAUAGGUAGACCUAAGGAAUGGAGGAAAAAAGCAUUUGAAGUUUUGAAUAAGUCUGUUGCAGAAAGAAUCGAAGGAAAUCAAUUUGAAGAUAGGUCUGGAAAUAAAAUGUGGUUGGUAACACAUUUAGAGAUUACAAGACAAAUUGUUGUAGAAGACCUAAGAGUUGUCAAAAGUGCUUGCAUCCCCUGCUUUCCUCCAAAGUAUCAAAUAUUUGAUGAAUAUGUUAAAAUGUACCAUGACUGUCUUUCAAAGCAUUUGGAAGAUCUCAUUGGCAAUAAACUUGAGGAUAAUGAAUACAUCACACUCUUGACUUGGAUCAGUGCUUAUGGAACUGAUGAAAUGCUUGGACAUCCAGAUCUUAAUAUUGAUAUUUCAAAGUUACCUCCUUUGCUCGAAAACAAUGUUAUAUCAAGCUUGGUCAAUCAAUACUUAUAUAAUGUUAAAAGAAAUUACCGAGAUUGGAUGAAGAAUGCUCUUUCUACUGAUUUUAAAGAUUGGCAGCAAGAGCAAGGACCUGAUGAAGAUGAAAAUGGUUAUUUCCACACUCAACUUCCAUUAAUAAUGUAUAAUAUGUUAGAGCAACAUUUGCAAGUUGCUCAGACUGUGAACAAAGAUUUAGUCAAGCGUAUGAUGUUUCUGAGCUUUGAGGAAGUACUUGAGUUUACUCGAGGCUAUGAAGACUCCAUUACUGUUUAUAAAAACAAGCAUUUUGAAGAUAGAAGUGUAGUGAAAAAAUUUACUUCAUACAUGAUUGCCAUUGCGAAUAAUUGUCUUCAGUUUUGUGAGUUUGCUGAUAAACUGAGGCUGAGGUAUUGCAAAGAUUUAAGUACCAUUUCCAGUGCAGCAGAAGACUUGUUUUGCAAGACUAUUGAUGCUUUUCUCAAAUUAAUAUUAGUUGUCUUAAAAUAUUUAAGAGAGGAAUUAUUUUUGGACCUCAGUAGUAAUCUGAAUGGAGUAAUGACUCGUACAUGGUUUUUGUCUGGCAUAGAAAUUGUAGACACCAUCCGUGCUACAUUAGAAGAUUAUGGAAGUGAUUAUACUCAUCUCCUGCCUGAAAAUUUUAAUUUGUUAAUUAAUGAUGUCAUGAAUCGUGUAGCAGUUAAUUACAUUAAUUCUGUUCUCCAGAGGAGGAUGAAUUUUAAAACGUAUGAGGAAAGAAAAGAGGCUGCUGAGAAAAUGUGUGAAGAGGGAAAAGUAUUUCAGCAACUUUUUCAAAGAGCUCCUUUUAACAAAAGACUGAAUUCUAUUUUGAAAAAACGAACUUAUUAUGAUGGAAAAGUUAUACUUGAAAAUGUUUUAAAAAAGUAUGGUCCAGUUGAUGCUCCUGCAAAUUCACCUUUUGAAGCUUUGAACUUGCUUGGAGAAGUGUUAAAACUGAAAGACAUCAGUAUGCUGUCCUUGGAAAUUUCGGGCGUGAUUCGUCAUUACCCUGAUAUAUCUUUAGAACAACUUGUAUGCUUGAUUUUGCUUCGUGGUGAUGUUAGUAAAAGUGAAGCCAGACAACUUGUGUUUGACAUAAUGGCUGAGAUUGGUUCCCAGCAUAAGGAAAGAACUAUAUUUUCUGAUGUAGUUGUAUCUUUAUAAAAUAAAGUGUUGCAACUUAAGAUCCACAAGAAUAUAUAUUAUAGUGUAAUUUUGAAGCUGAAGCAGCAUAUGAAAUAUUUAUGUUUAUUUAUUGUUAUUAAUAUAAAUGAGUAUUUUUAUUAUGUGCACAUUUAUCAGAUUAUAAUUGGUGCAGAUAUUUUUAUAUGUUAUUUUGCUGGAAUUUAUUCUGAAAAUACCAUUUGCAAAAACUGUGAUCAAACUUUUGUUGAUUUUGAAAUACGUUAUAAGUUAUUAAUUACAUAUUUUGU
Molecule: messenger RNA, 2696 nt
Organism: Uloborus diversus
Lineage: Eukaryota; Metazoa; Arthropoda; Arachnida; Araneae; Uloboridae
Gene: Sec6
Product: exocyst complex component 3-like
Exons: 23
Coding region: 112-2427 (771 amino acids)
Biological process (GO): exocyst localization; exocytosis
Cellular component (GO): exocyst
Molecular function (GO): SNARE binding
Source: RefSeq, a predicted model, not a curated record